AGAUCACACCUUGCUUCGGUUCUCUGUAUUAUUGAUUUGGUCGAGCUUCAGGGCUCUUUAUAGAGCCAUUCAUGUCAAACCGCAUCGCAAAUGUAUCAGUUGAACGUGACUUAGAGAUGUCAGAGUCAGAGAGGAGAACCAACAACCAAGGAGAAGUUGUUAUCAAUGUUUCAGAAGCGUCAACAAACCCAUCAGCAUCUCCUUCUUCCAAGGCACCAACAUUACCUACGUCAGAUAAUGGGAAUCCAAAACCAGAUCCGUUAAGCAUUCCUCCUCCUGAAAUCUACAGAUUGUCUGGUAAUCUUCAUAAGCCGCCUAAAGUUCCAAGUCCUAGCACUGAAGGUUUAGUACGAAGGAGGUCUCUUUCGAAAUCAGUUUACUCCAAGUCCAACUCAAGGUUUGGGCAACAACCGUCUUAUCGGUUUGAUAAGACUAUAGUUGAGGAAAACGGUGGAAGCCUUAGGGACCAGUUUGCUGCUUCUUCAUUUUCAAGAAAAUCUUUUGGCAGGGCUUCUCCUAAUAACAAAUCGAAUAGGAGUGUUUGCUCAACAGCUCUGAGUAAAGUUGCUGAAGAAGAAACGGAUGAAAAUGAAGAAAUCUACGAAAAGGUUAAGCUACACCGAGUAAAACGUAAUGGAAUGAAACCUAUAGCUCUUCUUGAGUUGCUACUGUUUGUGGUUAUUCUUUGCACUUUGGUUGUGAGCUUAACCUAUGAUACAGUGAAGGAACAUUGUAUUUGGGGUUUGGAAGUGUGGAAAUGGUGUGUUCUUGUGAUGGUGACACUUAGCGGUAUGUUUGUGACAAACUGGUUCAUGCAUAUAGUGGUGUUUAUCAUAGAGAGGAACUAUCUUCUACGUAAAAAAGUGUUGUAUUUUGUGCAUGGCUUGAAGAAGAACGUUCAAGUGUUCAUUUGGUUCAGCCUGGUUCUUCUUGCUUGGGUGUUUCUCUUCGAAGAUGACGAUAAACACACUCGUAAGACCAAGAAGUUUCUCGACUUUAUAACUUGGACUAUUGUCUCCCUCCUCAUUGGGUCAAUCCUUUUCUUGGCCAAGACAUUUGCCUUGAAAGUUCUUGCGUCAAAGUUCAACGUUAGAAACUUCUUUGAGAGGAUUCAAGAGUCUGUCUUUCACCAGUACGUUCUCCAAACCCUCUCGGGGCCUCCGCUUAUAGAAGAGGCAGAGAGAGUUGGGCGUGAACCAAGUACAGGCCACCUUAGUUUCACAAGCACCAAGGAUGGAAAGGUGAAAGAGAAGAAGGUGCUUGAUAUGGGAAAGGUUCACAAGAUGAAGCAAGAGAAGGUCUCAGCUUGGACAAUGCGAGUUUUGAUUGAAGCUGUGGGAGCAUCUGGUCUCUCAACCAUAUCUAACACUUUAGAUGAGUGUAGCAAUGAAAAAGAUAAAACUGAUAAAGAGAUAACUAAUGAGAUGGAGGCUGUAGCUGCUGCUUAUGAUAUUUUCAAUAAUGUUGCUCAGCCAAACCAUAAUUACAUUGAGGAAGAUGACUUGCUGAGGUUUAUGAUUAAGGAAGAGGUAGACCUUGUACUUCCUUUAAUAGAUGGUGGCGAGACUGGAAAAAUCACACGUAACGCUUUUACAGAAUGGGUGGUUAACGUUUACACUAGUCGGAAAGCACUAGGACAUUCACUGAACGAUACAAAAACAGCGGUUAGGCAGGUGGACAAACUUAUAACUGGAGUCUUGUACGUUGUCACGUUCAUCAUUUGGUUGAUACUUCUGGACGUAUUAACGACCAAGUUUUUGGUGGUUUUCUCCGCAAAAUUAGUGGGUCUUGCUUUUAUAGUCGGAAGCACUUGCAAGAAUAUCUUUGAAUCCUUUAUAUUUGUCUUCGUGAUGCAUCCUUAUGACGUCGGUGAUCGUUGUGUUAUUGACGGUGUGACGUUGUUGGUUGAAGAAAUAGAUCUUAUGAGUACCGUGUUCCUCAAGCUUGAUAACGAGAAAGUUUUCUAUCCUAAUGCGACUUUGGUAUCAAAACCAAUAAGCAAUUUCUACAGAAGUCCAGAUAUGGGAGACUCGAUACAAUUCUCCAUCGCUUUCUCAACGCCGGCAGCGAAAAUAGCCACUCUCAAGGAGAAAGUCACAGAGUACUUGGUGCAGAACCCACAAAAUUGGUAUCCAGAACUCAUGUUGUUGGUGAAAGCGAUUGAGAAUGUGAACAAGUUGAAUUUGAACUUGGUCGUCACACACACCAUCAACUUCCAAAAUUACGGGGAGAAGAAUCUGAGGAGAACCGGGCUGGUCAUUGCGCUCAAGCAAAUACUUGAGGACCUAGAAAUCGAUUACACCCUCCUUCCUCAAGAUGUUCAACUUACCGUAGUACCGGUCUAA
Molecule: messenger RNA, 2345 nt
Organism: Eruca vesicaria subsp. sativa (arugula)
Lineage: Eukaryota; Viridiplantae; Streptophyta; Magnoliopsida; Brassicales; Brassicaceae
Source: the annotation of a GenBank genome assembly